UGAAGCUUCCCACCCGAUCCCAUUUCUCUAUCUCGGCUCACGUCGGUUCACCGCCACCGCACGCUCCCCGCCGUCGCCGCGCCUCUCGCUGGGUCCUCGUGCCGUGUGCUCGCGUAUCCCCUCUCUCCUCUGUCUGUGGUUGGCUGUUCGCAUCUCGCCACGCCUACCCCUGCCAGUGAGUGCUCGAGCUGUGCAUGGUUGUUGCUGCUCGCGUCCGUGGUUGUCUGACUUGUCUCUGCUCGAUUCUGCCUCUGCAACAACAUGUGAGCAUUUUAGGGUUUAUGAAUAUGAAUUGAUUCUGCCUCUCCGUCUCACUCGAGUCUCGUCUCAGUCACACUUGCCGGUGUCUCGUCUCCCCUCCGGCGUCUCAACGUCUCGCGACCUUUCCAGUGCUCCUUCUCCCUAAGCAACUCGUGGGGUUGUCGCCGCCGUGUAUCGUUGAUGGAUAAUUGUAGCUCUACUCCUAUUGGUUGAAGACUUUGUUUUAUGGAUAUUUUAGCCAGAGAUUCUUCCUUGCCUCCAGGGAACCAUUGUUGGGGGUUGAGUUUGACUAAAAAACUUUUAGCCAAUGAAACAAAGUGGCAAGCAGUAGACAGAGAAGACAGAGGAGGAACAGAGUGUACGGCAAAAGAGGUGACAGCAGAAUGCGAUGGAGUGAGUGUGUCACCAACGAUUUCUCUCUCUUUUGCACCUGCUGCAUCCAUUCAAUUUAUGAUCACUUCACCGUCUUUCUCUCUCUUUUUUCUUGAAACUAACUUAUGGUUUUGAAUAUGGAGAAGAGCAUAUACACAUUUCUCACUGUGCACCGUUGGGAAUCACUCAACUGUAUGAGGUAUAGUUUGGCUUCACUGAGACCUGUCCAUGGAAGAUUAGCUCUCAAAUUUCUGAAUUGGGUUAUUAACCAGCCCAAUUUUGAGCUCAAUCAUGUCACCCACAUAGUAUGCACUACCACUCACAUACUUGUUAGGGCUAGAAUGUACAAUUUUGCCAAAGCAACCUUGUCCCACUUGUUGCAUUUGCCAAUUGGCUUGAACUCUGCAUUUUUUGCUCUUAUGGACACAUACUCAAUUUGCAACUCUAGCCCUGCUGUUUUCGACAUCUUGAUUCGAGUUUGCUUGAAAGAAAACAUGGUUGGAGAUGCUGUGCAGGUUUUCUACUUGAUGGGAUCCCGGGGGUUCAAGCCUUCUGUAUGCACUUGUAACAUGGUGCUUGGUUCGUUGGCGAAGGGCCGGACUCAUGACCUUUUUUGGUCCUUUUUCAAAGGAAUGCUUGCCAAGAGGGUUCAUCCUGAUGUUGCAACAUUCAACAUAUUGUUAAAUGCUUUGUGUGAGCGGGGGAAGUUUAAGAGUGCUGGUUUGCUCUUGAGUAAGAUGGAAGAGAGUGGUUAUCUUCCGAAUGUGGUUACUUAUAAUACUUUGCUCAAUUGGUAUUGCAAGAAGGGGAAGUAUAAAGGGGCGUCAGAAAUGAUUGAUCGCAUGGAAGCUAAGGGUAUUGCAGUUGAUGUUUGUACAUAUAAUUUGUUGAUAGACAAUUUGUGCCGGGAAGGCAAGAGUGCGAAAGGUUACUUAAUGUUGAAAAGGAUGAGAAAGAAUGCGGUGUAUCCCAACGAGAUCACUUACAACACUCUCAUUAAUGGAUUUGUUAAGGAGGGAAAGAUUGCAGUUGCUUCUCGAGUCUUUGAUGAGAUGUUGUUGUUUAAUUUGUUCCCUAAUAGCAUCAGUUACAAUACUUUGGUUGACGGGCAUUGUCGCAAUGGCAACUUUGGCGAAGCCUUCAGACUCGUUGAUCUGAUGGAGUCACAUGGUUUGAGACCUAAUGAAGUGACGUAUGGGGCUCUUUUGAAUGGGCUAUCCAAGCAUGCUGAAUUUGGAUUGGUAUCUAGAAUACUUGAGCGAAUGAGGAUGAAUGGGGUGAGAAUUUGUCGUAUUAGUUAUACUACAAUGAUUGAUGGGAUGUGUAAGAAUGGCCUACUUGAAGAAGCUGCACAUUUGAUGGAUGAUUUAUUAGAAGUUUCCAUCAAUCUUGACGUCAUUACAUUUUCAGUUCUUAUAAAUGGAUUUUUGAGGGUGGGGAAGAUAAAUAAUGCAAAGGAGAUAAUGUGUAAAAUGUACAAGGCUGGAGUAGUGCCAAACAGCAGUUUGUAUUCAACAUUAAUCUACAAUUAUUGUAAGAUGGGAAACCUUGAAGAGGCAUUAAAAACUUAUGCAAUUAUGAACCAUAGUGGUCACGUUGCAGAUCGAUUCACAUGCAAUGUGUUGGUGGCCACUUUUUGUAGAUGUGGGAGACUUGAAGAGGCUGAGUACUUUAUGGAUCACAUGAGCAGGAUGAGUCUUGAUCCUGAUUCUGUUACUUUUGAUUGCAUUAUAAAUAGUUAUGGAAAUUCUGGUAAUGCAUUAAAAGCAUUUUCUGUGUUUGAUAAAAUGAUUAGUUUAGGCCAUUCCCCUAGUCGAUUCACAUAUGGUGGCCUGGUGAAAGGACUUUGCACUAGUGGAUGUAUUAAAGAGGCAAUCACGUUUAUGCAUCAACUUUCUUGCAUUCCUUAUGUUGUUGAUAAUGUUUUCUACAACACAGUACUUACUUGGGCAUGUAGAUUAGGUAAUUUAUCAGAUGCAGUUGCCCUUAUUUAUGAGAUGAUUAAAAACAAUUUUAUGCCAGAUAGUUAUACAUACAGCAAUCUUAUUGGGUUGCUAUGCAAGAAGCAUGAAGUGGUUGCUGCACUUCUUUUCUCAGAGAAGGCAAUGGAGAAAGGAUUGUUACAUCCUAAUCUUGUCUUGUACACUAGUAUAAUUGAUGGGCUUCUUAAGGCAGGACAUUCAAGAUUCGCUUUCUAUAUUUUUGAAGAUAUGCUGAACAAAGGUGUUACCCCUGAUACUGUAGCAUUGAAUGUACUGUUGGAUUGGUACUCAAGGAAGGGGAAAAUGUCAAAGGUAAAUGAUAUCCUUUCCACAAUGAGGAAUAGAGGUUUAGCGUUCAAUUUAGCUACUUACAAUAUUCUCAUGCAUGGAUAUUCAAAGAGGCAUGCGAUGGCAAAGUGUUCUAUGCUGUAUAAUGGCAUGAUCAGAGACGGUUUCAGGAAGGAUAGGUUAACUUGGCAUUCUCUUAUUCUUGGGUAUUGUAGCUCUGGAUCAUUGGAUGUUGCUGUAAAAAUUUUAAGAUGGAUGACACUUGAAGGUUCUAUUGCUGAUUGUUUUACAUUUAACAUGCUUAUUACUAAGCUCUGUGAAAGGGAUCAGAUCAAAAAGGCCUUUGAUCUGGUAAAACUGAUGAAUAGGUUAGGAGUUAUUCCUAAUGUAGAUACAUACAAUGCCCUUUUUCUUGGACUUAUUAGAACUGGUGCUUUUGAUGAAGCUCAUUAUGUUUUGCAAGCCUUAUCGGCAAAUGGUUCUGUUCCUACAUGUAAACGAUAUAUCACUUUAAUCAAUAGCAUGUGUAGAGUUGGAAAUGUAAAAGGAGCAAUGAAACUUCAAGAUGAGAUGAGAACACUUGGUGUCACCUCCAGUGAUGUUGCUAUGAGUGCUGUUGUUAGAGGUCUUGCACAUUCAGGGAAGACCGAAAAUGCUGUUUGGGUUCUUGAUUUCAUGCUUGGGAAGAAAAUCAUUCCAACUACUGCUACUUUCACCACAUUAAUGCAUGCUUGUUGCAAAGAAGCUAAUGUUGCAAAGGCUUUAGAAUUGAAGAAUAUAAUGGAGCGUUGCCAUUUAAAGCUUGAUGUUGCUGCAUACAAUGUUCUUGUAUCAGGCCUUUGUGCCAAUGGUGAUACUGAAUCUGCUUUUCAACUUUAUGAGGAGAUGAAACAAAGAGAUAUUUGCCCCAAUACCUCUAUAUUUACUGUUCUCAUUGAUUCUUUUUGUGAUGGAAAUUACCACAACGAAAGUGAAAAGCUUUUGAGAGAUCUACAGGCAAGGGAGCUGUUUAUUCUGGAUUUAUGUCGAGGCACUGAAAGCUUGAAUGAAUUAUUAGUGAUUGCUAGGAAAGAGUUGAUUCACUUGAGAGAUAAAAGGAGAAGAAAGUUUGGUUGCUAACAGCAUGCUUUUCGUUGGAUGAAUUGGAGGUGCAGUUGAGAUGGCAGUUUUGUUACCCUGCUUGAUGCAAUGUUGCUGAUAUGGUCUGGUUUCACUUAAAGCUAAAAGAAUCCUCUCAGAAUCUCUCAAACUCGGCCAGUCAUGUUCAAGUCCUCACAUUUCACUCCAUUAGGAGGCUCCCAAUCAAAGUGAUACAGCAAAUAUGCAAGGGCCAGCUCAACAUUUAUUAAGCCUAAUUUGAUGCCCGGGCAUAUUCUUCUUUCAGCACCAAAUGGAA
Molecule: messenger RNA, 4299 nt
Organism: Arachis duranensis
Lineage: Eukaryota; Viridiplantae; Streptophyta; Magnoliopsida; Fabales; Fabaceae
Product: pentatricopeptide repeat-containing protein At5g55840
Exons: 5
Coding region: 759-4022 (1087 amino acids)
Molecular function (GO): protein binding
Source: RefSeq, a predicted model, not a curated record